AUGGCGCACUGCCUCGCCGCCGUUGCCUCCUUCUCGCCGUCCGCCGUCCGCCGGCGGCUGUCCAGCCAGCUGACUGCGCAGGUGCCGACAAGCUCAAGGAUCCAGAGCACUGAUCACCCUGACCCUUUUGGCCCAUUUGGCAACUUUGCAAAACGAGUGGCUAAUGUAAUUUCGAGCCGGAGCUCAGUUUCCUUCCGUAGCCAGAAGAUGAGCUUUGUAUCCAUCAGUUCAAGACCGAGUUCACUUCGGUUUAAGAUUUGUUGUUCGGCCACAGGUGAGACACAGGCCAAGAAAGAGACAGUCGACAAGGUUUGUAUGAUAGUCAAGAAGCAGCUGGCAGUCCCUGAUGGGACCCCUGUCACAGCGGAGUCAAAAUUUUCUGAACUUGGUGCUGACUCACUGGAUACGGUUGAGAUUGUGAUGGGCCUCGAGGAAGAGUUCAACAUCACCGUUGAUGAAACAAGCGCGCAGGACAUUGCAACCGUGCAGGAUGCAGCGGACCUUAUCGAGAAGCUUGUGACAGAGAAGACCGCGGUUAAUUACCCAAAGGCUUCAUAA
Messenger RNA from Triticum turgidum subsp. durum (durum wheat), 558 nucleotides. NCBI's taxonomy places the organism in Eukaryota, Viridiplantae, Streptophyta, Magnoliopsida, Poales, Poaceae. The record is from the annotation of a GenBank genome assembly.